ACUGCAGGAAUAUUUACAAUUCAUCACUCACCAUCUUGGCUAUUAAACAUGCACCCUCAGAAUGAUGCCAUCCAAUGAUAGCUCAUGACCAAACAGAAGUGGUUCCUUGAUAAGUGUUUAAAGAUGACAGGUUAAGAUAUGUUUUGAAUUAAGAUUUUUAAAAGUUAUUUUUUUACAAAGACACUUUUGUUUUCUACCCCUAGAUAUUAUGAUCAACAUGCUUAAUUCCAGGAUUUUAAAAUAGUGAGCCAAAGUUUAUAGCAUUAUAUUCUGCUUUAGAGUAGGACCUCUUAAAGAAACUAUUAUUUUUGUACCAAUUUAUAAGUACUCUGAAAUGAAGAACUAUGCCUUGAUAACCUCUGUUCCUCUGCAGUGACUAGGGGAAAGCAGGAGAUGGUUUAAUACUUACUGUACCUACUGUAACAGGUGCUUUGCUAGCCACUAUACAUUAAAUCCCAUAAUAAAUUUAUAAAUUAGGAACUAUGAUUUCAUUUUUCAGAUGAGGAAAGAGGCUAGAAGGUGACUUGUUCAAAGGAAUUUUUAUACAGAAUGAUUCACUCUUUUAAUAUGCUUUGCUUAGUUAUCUAUUUUUUAAAAGAUUCUAAUUUAUUUUACUUUCCACAGAGAAGUACCUACUUUGUAGGUAAUCAAAGAGUUGUGCACUUGAACUCAAAAAUAAGUUAGUAAAGAAUUUGGUCAAAAAAAUCUUAAUUUAUACUUUUAUCUGGGCUUUGCCUAAAUUACACGUGAGGAAAUAACAUUAACAUUUACUGGCCACCUACUGUGUGUGAAGCAUUUAUAUGUAUUAUCUUAUUUAGGCCUCACAACUCAGUAAGGGAAAUACACCUCCAGAAGAGGAAAUAUUGACUCAAAAGUGCAAUGACUUGCCUAAGGUCAUACAAGUAAACAGAACACAUCAUUCACUUCUUAUGAAAAUAAAUCUUACUAUAGGUAAUAACCCUCUAAAGGCAGUUUUCCCUUAGAAUAAAUUUCUCUCCAAAGCUCUAUUCUAAAUAAAUUUUAUAAUCACAUUACCAGAGAGUCUCAUAUGUUUACUUACAAACAUUAAUUAAAAAUACUCAAAUCAUAUAGCUCCAAAUUGUGUUUCAAAAUAAGUUCUGCUAAAGUAGUCAUUUCUUAGUCAUUUUGUGGCUUAUUGCACUUCCGGAACCAACUAUUGAUAAACUUCCUCUUUUUGUACAGAAUCCAUUUCAGUUUGCUAGAGGACCAUUUUUAAUCUGAAUUGAACCACCCCUUUUGCUUUCUUAGCCAAAUCACCAAAAUGUGCAGUUAGAAGUGAGAAUUUAGCCUUCCGCAAAAGAAGUUAACAGCUGAGAGGAAACAUUCUGAAAUGGAUCUCAAGUACUUCCUCUUAAUUUUGUUUUGUGGAUACCUGAAUGAUACAAUUUUCUCAGAGACAGAAGCAACUACAACAGAGAAGCAACCACAGUCUGCUCUAUUGGGAUCACCAAUACCAUAUGUCUCCACUAAUUCUCAAAACACAACAGGGAAUCCUUUGGGUCAACCAACACAAUUCAACAACGUUGCUUCUGGACAACUAAUACAAACUGCCACAGUCACUGGACAACCAACACCAGCUGCCUCUUCUGAAAAACCAGCACCACAUAUUUCUGCUGGACAACCACCUGCCUAUAACAUCACCAGGCAAUCAACAGCAAUGGCCAGUGCUUCCCCACAAAUGGCACUACCUGUGUUCACCUCUGCCAGCCAACUACCACUAUCUGCCCACACUCCUACCAGAAAACUGCCACCUUUUAUCUACACUUCCACUCAACAGCCAUUAUUUAUCCACACCUCUUCUAGUAAACAAGUAGCACCAACCAUUCAUAAUCUAGCCACACAACAAACACCAAAUGUCAAAAGUUCACCUAUGUUUACACCAGGAUUCAUCCUACAAACCACUAGUAGCAGUAAGAGCCCACCUAAAACCAAGUCUAAUUCAACAGCUGCCAUAUUAGUUGGUAUAAUUAUGACUUCUAUGUUGAUAGCUAUAAUCAUGAUUGUACUGUGGAAAUGCUUGAGAAAACCAGUUCUAAAUGAUCAAAACUGGGCAGGUAGGUCUCCAUUUGCUGAUGGUGAAACCCCUGACAUAUGUUUGGGUAACAUUAGAGAAAAUGAAGUGCCCACAAAACGUACAUCAAUUAUUUCACUUAUGGCCUGGAAACCAAGCAAAAGCACAGUUCCAGCAGAUGACUUAGAAAUUAAGUUGUUCGAAUCAAGUGAAAACAUUGAAGAUUCAAACAACCCCAAAACAGAGAAAAUGAAAGAUCAAGCAAAUGGUACAUCAGAGGAUAGUGCUGGUGGAUCAACAAUUGGCACUGCCAUUUCCUCUUCAGACGAUGCAGAUCUGCCUCCACCACCUCCUCCCCUUCUUGACUUGGAAGGACAGGAGAGCAACCAAUCUGACAUAAUGACGUUAUCUCUUCUUCCAAGUGAUUCCACCAAACUCCCAUCUCUGGACUGUCUCAAUCAAGACUCUGAAGAUCAUAAUUCCAAGUUCCAAGAGUCAUUUCCACCUCCCCCUGACUCAUUUAACUUGCCCCUGGCACCAGAAGAUUUUAUGAAAAACCAGGAAGAUUCCAACAAUGAGACCCAGUGUCAGUUCUCUAUUCCUCUUGAUUCUGAUCAAGAUCUCAAUGAAUCCCUGCCACCCCCACCUGAAGAAUUAUUAUAAAUACUACAACUUGCUUUUUAGCUGCUUUUCUGUCCUUCUUAAAGGAUUCCAUCUUUUGUUUUACUCAUGUGAUGAAAUAUAUUCACUGGUAACUGGUAGCCAAUUCUGAUUUUUAUUCAGGAACUACCUGAAAUCUGCUCAAAGCUCAUGUGCAUACAUGGAACUUAUUUUUAAAAACUAUGGAAUAGUGAUCUAUUUACUGGCUAUAGUAUCUAACUUUAAUGUAUAGUACAUUUUAUGUAGGUGGAUGGAUGUCAAAAACAACCAGUUUGGAAACAAAAGUCUACAUAUAUUUAAUAUCACCCAGUAGAUAGUUUUUUUCUUGAAAUAAAUAAAAUUCUAUUUUUCCAUUUCAAAGUUUGAGGUGGGGGAAAUGAGAAAUUAAAUACACAGUCCAAGUUUUAAAUUAAUCCCUCAGGUAUAUUAAAUAAAUGUUCCAAGUUUGUGUGGAUGUGAGAUUAAAAUGCAUGUUUGAGAAUUGAGAAAUAUCCUUUUUAGCUCUCAUGGAAAACAGUAAAACAAACAAAUUAAAACACCAAAUUGGGGGGUUGGUUGGGGACCUUCACUCUGAAUAAAAACAGGAGCAUGUACUAUAGCAUGUAGACAUUUGCUUAUCUUGUUGGGGAAGUACAAAUUUUAAAACUAGCCCCAUUAAAAAGUUUUGUCUUUACAUGCCUUAAAAACCCAAACAAAUGAAAUCUUAUAUAAAGGGGAAAAAAAACCUUUUUGGCUUCAUUCCAAAUUUGGAUGAUUUUUUUUUUUUCCUGGAUAAACAGAUUGUAUCAAAAUACAAACGGUUCCCAACUUUCACUGAACUCAUACUUUCUGACACUAUACAUUUGAGCUCUUAAAAACCACCUUUCUUGGAAGCAACCUAAGUGUCCAUCAGUAGAUGAAUGGAUAAAGAAGAUGUGGUACAUAUACACAAUAGAAUAUUAUUCAGCCAUAAGAAGAAAACAAAUCCUACCAUUUGCAACAACAUGGAUGGAGCUAGAGGGUAUUAUGCUCAGUGAAAUAAGCCAGGUGGAGAAAGACAAGUACCAAAUGAUUUCACUCAUAUGUGGAGUAUAAGAACAAAGAAAAACUGAAGGAACAAAACAGCAGCAGAUUGACAGAACCCAAGAAUGGACUGACAGUUACCAAAGGGAAAGGGACUGAG
Manis pentadactyla (Chinese pangolin) is the source of this 3854-nucleotide messenger RNA. RefSeq names its product ecotropic viral integration site 2B (gene EVI2B). Lineage: Eukaryota; Metazoa; Chordata; Mammalia; Pholidota; Manidae. The record is from RefSeq and is a predicted model, not a curated record. The transcript is spliced from 2 exons. Gene Ontology annotation, biological process: positive regulation of neutrophil differentiation; regulation of stem cell division. The coding region runs from base 1352 to 2695 and encodes 447 amino acids.